UCCCGCCCCCAGACGCCCGCAGCGGCCGCGGAGACACCGGAAGGAGCGGCGGCUGCUAAGGGAAGCGUCGGGCAGCGGCCGGGAUUCUGCGGGCCGCGCUGCGGAACCGUUUUGCGGCCCUGUGAAUCCGAGCGCUCAGGCUGCGAGGAGGAGCGCGGCGGGCGGCGGGCGGCGGGCGGCGGGCUGAGUUCUGGAAGUUUCUAUGUGUGCUGGUGAAGGAGAACCAUGAUCAUCGUUCUUAGCCAGCUGUGAACUGUGCAAGCUACCACAGCAGCUGUCUUGGCAGACACACCCACUGGUUUUGCCUGAUUGGAAAAGCCUUGAGAAAGAGAAAAAAAAAAAAAACUAAGAAAAUGACGACUUUUCGAAAUCAUUGUCCACAUUUGGAUUCAGUUGGUGAAAUAACAAAAGAGGAUUUGAUACAAAAAUCUCAUGGUGCUUGUCAGGACUGUAAAGUCAGAGGACCAAACCUGUGGGCAUGCCUAGAGAAUAGGUGUUCCUAUGUUGGCUGCGGGGAGUCACAAGAUCAUAGCACCAUACACUCGAAGAAGACAAAGCAUUAUCUAACUGUGAACCUCACCACCCUUCGAGUAUGGUGUUAUGCUUGCAGCAAAGAAGUAUUCUUGGAUAGAAAAUUAGGAACUCCUCCUUCAUUACCUCAUGUAAGACAGCCUCAACAAACACAAGAAAACAGUGUCCAGGAUUUUAAAAUACCCAGUAAUACAGCAUUGAAAACCCCUCUGGUUGCUGUAUUUGAAGAUCUGGAUAUAGAAGUGGAAGAGGAAGAUGAGCUGAAGGCUAGAGGCCUGACAGGUUUGAAAAACAUUGGAAAUACUUGCUAUAUGAAUGCCGCUCUGCAAGCUCUCUCUAACUGCCCACCUUUGACACAGUUCUUUCUUGAUUGUGGAGGACUGGCUAGAACAGAUAAGAAACCAGCCAUUUGUAAAAGUUAUCUCAAACUAAUGACAGAAUUGUGGCACAAGAGCAGGCCAGGAUCUGUUGUGCCUGCUAAUCUGUUCCAAGGAAUUAAAACUGUAAAUCCAACUUUUCGAGGCUAUUCUCAGCAGGAUGCCCAGGAAUUCCUUCGCUGUUUAAUGGAUCUGCUUCAUGAAGAGUUGAAGGAGCAGGUCAUGGAAAUAGAGGAAGAGCCUCAAGCACUAACUUCUGAGGAGACAGUGGAGGAAGAGAAGAGCCAGUCAGAUGUGGAUUUUCAGUCCUGCGAGUCAUGUAGCAGCAGCAGUGAGAAAGGGGAAAAUGAGAGUGUCUCUAAGGGCGGCCCUGAAGACAGCACUGAGACCACCAUGCUCAUUCAGGAUGAGGAGGACCUAGAGAUGGCCAAAGACUGGCAAAAAGAGAAGAUGUGCAACAAGAGCAACAAAGCAGAUUCUGACGGAGAACCGGAUAAAGACAGAGACACGGUGUGUGAAACAGUUGACCUAAACAGCCAGGAGACCGUCAAGGUGCAGAUACACGGCAGAGCCUCAGAAUAUAUCACUGAUGUCCAUUUGAAUGACCUAUCUACACCACAGAUCCUUCCAUCAAAUGAAAGUGUUAAUCCACGUUUAUCAGCAAGUCCUCCUAAGUCAGGCAAUCUGUGGCCAGGAUUGACACCUCCACACAAGAAAGCUCAGUCUUCAUCUCCAAAGAGGAAAAAGCAGCAUAAGAAGUACAGAAGUGUCAUCUCUGACAUAUUUGAUGGGACAAUCAUUAGUUCAGUACAGUGUCUGACGUGUGAUAGGGUGUCUGUAACCCUCGAGACCUUUCAGGAUCUGUCCUUGCCGAUUCCUGGCAAGGAAGACCUGGCUAAGCUGCACUCCUCCAGUCACCCAACUAUAGUCAAAGCAGGGUCGUGUGGCGAAGCCUACGCUCCACAGGGGUGGAUAGCUUUCUUCAUGGAGUACGUGAAGAGGUUUGUUGUCUCAUGUGUCCCUAGCUGGUUUUGGGGUCCAGUAGUAACCUUGCAAGAUUGUCUUGCUGCCUUCUUCGCCAGAGAUGAACUUAAAGGUGAUAAUAUGUACAGUUGUGAAAAAUGCAAAAAGUUGAGGAAUGGAGUAAAGUUUUGUAAAGUACAAAAGUUUCCUGAGAUUUUGUGUAUCCACCUUAAAAGAUUUCGACAUGAACUGAUGUUUUCCACCAAAAUUAGCACCCAUGUUUCCUUCCCCCUGGAAGGCCUGGACCUUCAGCCAUUUCUUGCAAAGGAUAGCCCAGCUCAGAUCGUGACAUAUGAUCUCCUGUCAGUCAUCUGUCAUCAUGGGACUGCAAGUAGUGGGCACUACAUUGCCUACUGCAGAAACAAUUUAAAUAACCUGUGGUAUGAGUUUGAUGACCAGAGCGUCACUGAAGUUUCAGAGUCCACCGUACAGAAUGCCGAAGCCUACGUCCUUUUCUACAGGAAGAGCAGUGAAGAGGCACAAAGGGAGAGGCGAAGGAUAUCCAAUUUGUUGAACAUAAUGGAGCCAAGCCUCCUUCAGUUCUAUAUAUCUCGACAGUGGUUGAAUAAAUUUAAGACCUUUGCUGAACCUGGCCCUAUUUCAAAUAAUGACUUUCUCUGUAUUCAUGGAGGUAUUCCUCCACGAAAAGCAAGUUAUAUUGAAGACUUAGUUUUGAUGCUGCCUCAGAACAUUUGGGAUAACCUCUACAGCAGGUAUGGAGGAGGGCCUGCUGUCAACCACCUCUACAUUUGUCACACUUGCCAAAUUGAGGCAGAGAAGAUUGAAAAACGAAGAAAAACUGAAUUGGAAAUUUUUAUUCGGAAAGAGGGUUUCUCUGUGUAACCUUGGGUGUCCUGGAACUCACUGUGUAGACCAGGCUUGCCUGCUUUUGUGCUACAGAGCAUGGGUGGCGGACGGAGGACAACUUGAGGGAGAGACUUCUUUGAUUCCAUCAUGUGGGUCCUGAGGAGACCAAGACCCACUGAGCCAUCUUGUCAAACUCAGGAUUUAUUUGUAACUGGGGAUUUAAACAUUGAUUAAAAAGCUAGAAAGAGUUUCCUAGACCACAGGCCUUAUCUGAGGUUGUGACGUUGUUCUUACCUUCAUGCUUCAAACUCAAAGAUACACCUGCCUCUGCCUCCUGAGUGCUGGGGUUAAACGUUUGCACCACCACCAUCUAGCAUUAAGGACUUUAUUUUUAAGUAAUGUCUGCACAGCUGUGGUUCAGGGUUGUUUCUUGGGUGGUGUGAGGUAGGAUGUGGGUCUUGGGAUUUGACCUUAGGGCCCUACACAUGCUAAGUCCAGGUCUUGUCAUUGAACGUUAUCAUUAGUCCCUUUGUUAUUUUGAGAUAGGAUUUCAGCAUUUUACAUCCACAUCCUAAGUGGCUGGUCAGAAGUAGGUGACCUCAGUGGCCUGGAAACUAAGACGAGUUUCUGAAACGUCAGGAAAGCAGGUAGGAUCAGUUUGAAGAAAUGUUGGAGGAAAUGGAGUGAUCACAGGACCUGGGGUUCAAAUGAUGGACACCAACGGUGGGUGACUUGGGGGCUGGCUGUCCCCUCCUCCUGUUUGGAUCAUAGGGAUCCCGUCUGCCGCCAUGCUUGCUGGAACUUCUGAUUCAUUGGCAGUCUUGCUGGCCUGCUUUAACUUCUGUUUAUUGCGUCAGGGUCUCUGCACCCCAGGCUGGCCUUGGACUUCUGAUCUUCUUGCAUGUCUUACACCACAGUCAAAGCAGCUCUUACAAUAGACAGCAGUUAACACUGGGGCUGGCUUACAGGUUGAAAAGGUCAGUCCAUUACUGUCAUGGCAGGAAUGAAUAGGUAGACACCGUGCUGGACAAGGAGCCACGAGUUGUACAUCUUGGUCUGAAGGCAGUCAGGAGAAGACUAUCUUCCAGGCAUCUAGGAAGAGGGUCUCCAAGCCAGCCCCAGAAGUGACACACAUACUCCUCCAACAAGGCCACACCUCCUAAUGGUGCCACUGCCUAGGUCAAGCAUAUUCACCCACCACACUGCAUUCACUACCCAAAGAGCUGAAAUGGUACAUCAGUAUGCCCAGUUCUUGACUUUUUUAGUACCUUCAUACAUAGACCCAGAAUUCUUCAUACCAUUUUAUUCCUAUGUAAGUAGCUUCUGAGUGUCAAAGUGCUUACCUUUAGUAAAUAUCAAAGGGUCAUGAGCAGCUGGGCAUGAUGGCACAUGUCUGUAACCUUAGCCUUUGGGAAGUAAAAGCAGGAGUGUCUGUAAUUUGAGGUCAUUGGGCUACAUGAUACACUGUCUUAACCCCUCCCUUUAAAAACGCCAUAGAGAAGGAAAAUGUUGAACAAGGGCUAAAGAGCUCAAGAGUAGUGUGGGGAAUUGAAAUGGUCACCAUAGGUCUGUUGUGGUGUUAAGAAAGGCUUGUCAUAACCAGGCUCUCAGAAAA
Messenger RNA from Rattus norvegicus (Norway rat), 4353 nucleotides. Lineage: Eukaryota; Metazoa; Chordata; Mammalia; Rodentia; Muridae. The record is from RefSeq and is a predicted model, not a curated record.